Epinephelus moara (kelp grouper) is the source of this 2234-nucleotide messenger RNA. RefSeq names its product limb and neural patterns a (gene lnpka). The coding region runs from base 203 to 1423 and encodes 406 amino acids. The record is from RefSeq and is a predicted model, not a curated record. Lineage: Eukaryota; Metazoa; Chordata; Actinopteri; Perciformes; Serranidae. The transcript is spliced from 13 exons. Gene Ontology annotation, cellular component: endoplasmic reticulum tubular network. Gene Ontology annotation, biological process: endoplasmic reticulum tubular network organization.
GGCUCAUGCUGCUUUUCUAACGGACACUCCCCCAUCUUGCCUCCCUCACACACACAGCCUCCGUGUAAAGACAGGAGGAGUGCAGUCCUGCCACAGGCUGUUGAAACCGGACAACUCUGCUUGUAAGGUGGAGAGAGCUUAUCUGAGAGAGAAAAUCUGAGGAGGGUCCCAGUAACAGAACACGCUACAAUCCUUCAUCAACAUGGGGGCUGUCGUCUCACGGUGGAGGGCAAAACCUUCCACUGUGGAGAUUUUGGAGGGAAUUGAUAAGGAUAUACAGACUCUUGAAGAAUACAGUGAGAAGAAUCAGAGGCAGUUGAAGAUAUGGGUCGGGCGACUGCUUCUGUACUCGUCUCUCCUCUACCUGAUCACGUGUAUAGUUGUGUAUUUCUGGUACCUACCUGAGCAGCUGAUGGGGAGGCUCAUAUUGUCUCUUCCCUUCCUAAUAUUUCCAUUGCUAGUUUGGUUACUCCGAAAAUUGCUUAUAAUUAUUUUUUCACGAAGAACUGAAAAAAAUAAUGACAAAUUAGAGGAUCUUAAAGCACAAAAAAGGAAAAUACUUGAAGAAGUGAUGGAGACAGAGACAUAUAAAAAUGCUAAAAUGAUUCUGGAGAGAUUUGAUCCUGAUUCCAAGAGGAAAAUUGAGCUUGAAUCCACUCCAGUUGGACCUCAGAUGACUCCAAAACCAGGACAAGAGCUCCGCCAGCGCAAUGUCAUCCCAAAGACCCCCCCAGUGGUCGUGAAUCCUGCAAGCGGAGCAGCCGCCCGCCCUCCUCUUGCCUCUGGGCCCACCUAUCCUGGACGAGCUUCCCACUCUGCUCCAGGUGGACCCCCAGAGAGGAACCUGUCGGCUAUAGCUGCUCAGCAGAGCUUGAUGAGGAAGCCUGUGACCCCUGGAACACCUGUUCCAGGAGUCGGGAUGCACCCCCCAGGCCCGCCCCUGGCCAGACCUUUGGUCCCAAGGGAAAGAGGCGCUAUGGACAGAGUCAUUGAGUAUCUUGUUGGAGAUGGCCCUCAGAACAGAUACGCUCUCAUCUGUCAGCAGUGUCUGUCCCAUAACGGCAUGGCAUUAAAAGAGGAAUUUGAAUACAUUGCCUUCCGAUGUGCGUAUUGUUAUUUCUUGAACCCUGCAAGAAAGACCAGGCCUCAGGCACCCAGACUCCCCGAGGUCUCUGGUGAACUGAAGAUGUCAUCUGAGGCACCGUCACCAUCGCCUGCUGCUGACUUAAGUGGUGACCAGUCUGUUUUAGGACAAACCAAGCUGGCUGAUGUCUCAGCUGAAACAGACACCCAGGAGCCAGGCACACCAACAACCACAGAGCCCAGCUCUGCGUCAGACGGCCAGAGCACCCCAGAGUCACAAGAUCUGCCCUCUGAGAAAUCUGACGGAGAGCACGACGAGUCUGCCAUGGAAGUGGAAUAAAACAGUGGAGCGUUGAUUUCGACACAAGUCAGGCUGGAACUUUAUUUUUUCCUUAGAAGAAAUGCGAUAUAACGGUUAAUGUAUAAGUAAAUGCCGUGAGUUGGAGUAACACGACAGCAAGUCAGCAGUUGAUGUGAUUUUCAACUUACAGUACAGCUUGUCCUUUCUUUUGAGAAUUGCUUUUAUAUUUCCAGCAAUAGUAAUGAAUUAAAUAGUAAAUCUUUAGCUUUUAGUCGCCACCACCACCAGACAUACCACCAGUAUGAUUACAUGUGUAGCCCAUUAUCACGUUAAUCAGAGCAAUAAGGAUUUUGCAGCAUUAAUUUUGUUUAUGAUGUAUAUGAAAAGUCUUGUCCCAUGUUUUCCUUUUUCCAUAUUUUAUUUGUUUUCACCUGAAUGUCCAACAGUAUUCUGACAGAGGUAAUUGGAAACUGCGGAAACAAAACAAGAAAUAUGUUGUGGGGGGAAGUUUUAUUUAUGGGAAAUUAUUUAUAAAUAUUUUUCUAUAAUGCUGUGCCUUUGGUGACAGUGUUGACCGGGGUACUCUGCAGCACGGUGGUGCUAACAACAUGUUUACACAGCUACGGUACCGUACUAGGAAUGCACAUACAGUUUAUAUUUAUUGCUAAAAUGGGAGGGAAGGAGAUUUAUGUCAGUACUGUGCAGCUACCUUAAGUGCCUUUUAUAUUUUAAAUCUCUGCUCCAGUGUUGUCGAUAAAACCUAUUUACAUAUAGACAGUAAAGUCAUUUAACUGUUUACACACUGUAUGUUUGCUGUAUAAAUAAUACUAAAUAAACUUUUGAGAACAUA